This is a messenger RNA of Galeopterus variegatus (Sunda flying lemur), 2305 nucleotides long. RefSeq names its product BRF1, RNA polymerase III transcription initiation factor 90 kDa subunit (gene BRF1). The transcript is spliced from 17 exons. The record is from RefSeq and is a predicted model, not a curated record. Gene Ontology annotation, molecular function: RNA polymerase III type 3 promoter sequence-specific DNA binding; TBP-class protein binding; RNA polymerase III general transcription initiation factor activity. NCBI's taxonomy places the organism in Eukaryota, Metazoa, Chordata, Mammalia, Dermoptera, Cynocephalidae. Gene Ontology annotation, cellular component: transcription factor TFIIIB complex; transcription preinitiation complex; nucleus. Gene Ontology annotation, biological process: transcription by RNA polymerase III; DNA-templated transcription initiation; transcription preinitiation complex assembly. Bases 157 to 1851 code for a protein of 564 amino acids.
GGCAAAACCCCCACCCUGGGUGGCGGCUUCCAUGUGAACUUGGGCAAGGAGUCAAGAGCACAGACCCUGCAGAAUGGGCGGCGCCACAUCCACCACCUGGGGAACCAGCUGCAGCUGAACCAGCACUGCCUGGACACUGCCUUCAACUUCUUCAAGAUGGCCGUGAGCAAGCACCUGACCCGUGGUCGGAAGAUGGCCCACGUCAUCGCCGCCUGCCUCUACCUGGUCUGCCGCACCGAGGGCACACCGCACAUGCUCCUGGACCUCAGUGACCUGCUCCAGGUGAACGUGUAUGUGCUGGGGAAGACGUUUCUUCUGUUGGCGAGAGAGCUCUGCAUCAACGCACCAGCCAUAGACCCCUGCCUGUACAUCCCGCGCUUUGCCCACCUGCUGGAGUUCGGGGAGAAGAACCACGAGGUGUCCAUGACUGCCCUGAGGCUGCUGCAGAGGAUGAAGAGGGACUGGAUGCACACGGGCCGCCGCCCCUCAGGCCUCUGCGGAGCAGCACUUCUAGUUGCAGCCAGAAUGCAUGAUUUCCGGAGAACUGUCAAAGAGGUCAUUAGCGUGGUCAAAGUGUGUGAGUCCACGCUUCGUAAGAGGCUUACAGAAUUUGAAGACACCCCCACCAGUCAGCUGACCAUUGACGAGUUUAUGAAGAUCGACCUGGAGGAGGAAUGUGACCCUCCCUCGUACACGGCUGGACAGAGAAAGCUGCGGAUGAAGCAGCUUGAACAAGUCCUGUCAAAAAAGCUGGAGGAAGUUGAAGGUGAAAUAUCCAGUUACCAGGAUGCAAUUGAGAUUGAACUGGAAAACAGCCGGCCAAAGGCAAAGGGGGCCCUCGCCAGCCUGACAAAAGAUGGCCCCACCGAGGACACCACAUCCAGCUUAUUUGGCGAGGAGGACGCUGAGGAUGAGGAGCUGGAGGCUGCUGCUAGCCACCUGAACAAGGACUUUUACCGGGAGUUCCUUGGUGACGGCAGCACUCCCAGCAGCUCGGAAGCAGCAGAAGGCCCUGAGGGAGGCGGCAGGCCCCCGGCCCUGGAGUCCCUGCUUGGCCCCCUACCUACAGCAGCCAGCCUGGGCAUCUCAGACUCCAUCCGCGAGUGUAUCUCCUCCCAGAGCCGGGACCCCAACGAUGCUUCGGGAGAUGGGGAGCUGGACCUCAGCGGCAUUGAUGACCUUGAGAUCGACAGAUACAUCCUGGAUGAAGCGGAAGCCCGUGUGAAGGCUGAGCUGUGGAUGAAGGAGAACGCAGAGUACCUACGGGAGCAGAGGGAGAAAGAAGCGAGAAUAGCAAAGGAGAAGGAGCUCGGCAUCUACAAGGAGCACAAGCCCAAGAAGUCUUGCAAGCGACGGGAGCCGAUUCAGGCCAGCACAGCCGGGGAGGCCAUCGAGAAGAUGCUGGAGCAGAAGAAAAUCUCCAGCAAAAUCAACUAUAGUGUGCUCCGGGACCUCAACAGCACGGGUGGGGACAGCCCACAGAGGGAGGGCGUGCGGCCCGAGGCAAGGGGCAGCACCAGGAGGCUGUCUCGAAGAAGGACACGAGCCAGCAGGAACAGGGCUGACCCCGUGACCAGUGUGGGGAAAAGGUUGAGGCCCCUGGUGUCUACACAGCUGGCUAAGAAGGCUGCCGUGGGAGAGGCCUUACUCCCGAGCACCCCUGCCCUCCCAGCUGGGCUCGUCAGGCCCGAGGCUGUCUUGGUGGAGAGUGGGCCUGUGUCAUACCACCCUGACGAGGACGCAGAUGAGGAGGACCCUGACGAGGAGGAUGGAGAGCCCUGCGUCAGCGCCCUGCAGAUGCUGGGUGGCAGCGAUUACGGCUGUGAUGGUGAUGAUGAUGAUGGCUACUGAAGCUAACCUCAAGGCAGGCAGCGUCUUGGUGGCAACCCCAUGUGCAUCUCCCGCGGACUUGGGGCUGUGGCUCAGGGCGCAAGCCUGAGACUCAGUGACGAGCUGGCUGCUGCCCUUCUCGCUCUGUGGCCCUCGUCCCAUGCCACACAUGGCCUCUGUGGUGCUCACUGUUGGGAUCAUGCUCUGAGCAAUGUAACGAAUAUUUCUACCCAGCAAGGGAGACUGGACUGAAUGCAUCUGUCUGCUCAGAUGUGUGCCAGGGAACGCCCAGCUUGCUGGUCACUGACCACCCAAGAACCCUUGGAGGCAGGCACCAUCAUGUUCCUAUUGUAAGGAAACUCAGGCAUGGGCCCCGCGGCUUGUCCAAGUGACUGGAUGGCUUACUGGGACCAGCCCUAUGGCUCCAGGACCCUGCUCUUUUUUUUUUUAAAAAGAUGACCGGUAAGGGGAUCUU